UUAAAGCCUUGAGGGGAAGCCCGAAACAAAAAGCCCAAAGAGGACAAUAUCUGCUAGCGGUGGAUCUGAGCCAUUACAUAAUCCAGGCUUAGUGAAGCUGAAACCAGGAAGUACUUCCAACAGCUAAUUGAUGGUGUAGAUUAUUGCCACAGCAAGGGAGUAUACCACAGAGAUUUAAAGGUUUAUUGGCUGAGCCCGUGGAGAAAAUAUUCUUGCUGAGAUGUGGAAAAGAAAAGAACAAGAAUCUGAUCGUUUUCUUUUUUUCUUUGAGCAGCCUGAGAAUAGCACCAGAGGUGCUCAAUCACAAGGGUUAAGCUGUAAGACAAUGUAUUGUCAUGUCUGUUUUGGUUGGAUUUAAUUUGGAUAUGAGAGGCUUUCAUAGACUCUUUUAGGUUAACUUGAAAUGAUGUGCACUUGAAUGAUCGAGUAAUAUUGUCAUUUCCCUUCAACAGAUUGAGAGAGCUGACUUUCCAUGUCCAUCUUGGUUCCCUGUGGGGGCAAAAUCCUUGAUCCAAAGAAUAUUUGACCCCAAUCCUUCAACUCGUAUUACCGUCGAACAGGUCAGAGAGGAUGAAUAGUUCAAGAAAAAUUAUGUUUAUGUCAAACUUUUCGAAGACGAUGAUGUGAAGGGUGUCUUUGAUGAUCCUGAGGGCCAGAAACUGGAUAAGCAAACACGCCGCCUCCCCACUCUCCCACCUCCAUUUUUCCCUCAUCAAUUUUUACACUCUCUGUAAGUUUCCCCUUCUCUGAUUCUCUCUUUUUGCAGAACCCCCAAUCGCUGCCCUUUCAUACACUGAAAAAACAAGGCCCCAUCGCCCUCCACUUCUUCAAUUUCUUCACAGUCGAUUAAAGUGGAUCUCUAAGGAUCAAAACCCUUUUGUUUCCUUCCAAAUUGAAGGAGGAGUAUGGAUAUAACGUUACAUGCGAAGCAUUACACGGAUGGAUUCUGUUUGUUUCAGCGUCGCAGCACCAAAAAUCGCGGCCGUAAAGUUAGGGCCGAGAGAAGGGCUACUCCGGAGAUCAAUUCUGUAAGUUUUUUUGUGGGAGGAAAGGGGAAACCUCGAUUUCUUGUUAUUCCUUCUGAUUGUUCUGAAGAAUCCUUUGUUCGUGCGGUUCUGAAGAAUCCUUCGCAACAGGGGGAGAAAAAUCUUCAUACCCAUUUGAAUGGCUCCAGUUCUUCAUCAUUUUCUUCGAAUCAUUCGCAGAGUUUUGAGGAAUUUGAGAACAAUAAUCAUCUUCGUCGACUGGUAAGAAAUGGGGAAUUGGAAGAAGGGUUUAAAUUCAUAGAGGGUAUGGUUUAUCGUGGUGAUAUUCCUGAUGCAAUUGUGUGUACUAGUUUGAUUCGUGGUUUGUGUAAAACUGGAAAAACUAGGAAGGCUGCUCGAGUUAUGGAAAUUUUGGAGGAUUCUGGGGCUGUUCCUGAUGUGAUAACUUACAAUGUUCUUAUUAGUGGUUACUGUAAAUCUGGUGAAAUUGACAAUGCUUUGAAACUUUUGGAUCGAAUGAGUAUUUCUCCUGAUGUUAUUACUUAUAAUAUAAUCUUGCGUACGCUCUGUGACAGUGGGAAGUUGAAGGAAGCCAUGGAAGUUCUUCAUAGACAGUUGCAGAGGGAGUGUUAUCCUGAUGUAAUAACUUAUACUAUAUUGAUUGAAGCAACUUGUAAGGAGAGUGGAGUUGGGCAGGCGAUGAAAUUGUUGGAUGAAAUGAGGGAGAAAGGAUGUAAGCCUGAUGUUGUCACUUACAAUGUUCUUAUAAAUGGGAUUUGUAAGGAAGGAAGGUUGGAUGAAGCUAUUGAGUUUUUGAAUGAAAUGUCUUCCUAUGGCUGCCAACCUAAUGUGAUUACUCAUAACAUCAUCUUGCGUAGUAUGUGUAGUACGGGGAGGUGGACGGAUGCCGAGAAGCUGUUGGCUGAAAUGGUUCGUAAGGGAUGUUCUCCUAGUGUUGUUACUUUCAAUAUCUUGAUUAAUUUCUUGUGUCGAAAGGGGUUGUUGGGUCGAGCUAUUGAUAUUUUGGAGAAGAUGCCACAGCAUGGCUGUACUCCGAAUUCCUCGAGCUAUAACCCGUUGCUUCAUGGGUUUUGUAAAGAGAAGAAGAUGGAGCGGGCGAUCGAGUAUUUGGAUAUCAUGGCUUCGAGAGGUUGUUACCCUGAUAUUGUGACGUAUAAUACUCUAUUGACUGCAUUGUGUAAAGAUGGGAAGGUAGAUGUUGCUGUUGAGAUACUGAAUCAACUUGGUACUAAAGGUUGCUCUCCUGUAUUGAUUACAUACAACACAGUGAUUGAUGGGCUAUCAAAGGCAGGCAAAACGGAAGAUGCUGUUAAACUUCUAGACGAGAUGAAGGAAAAAGGACUCAAACCCGAUAUAAUUACGUACUCAUCGCUCGUUGGAGGGCUGUGCAGAGAAGGAAAAGUUGAUGAAGCAAUUGCAUUUUUCCAUGAUCUAGAAGAAGUUGGUGUGAGGCCAAAUGUUAUCACAUACAACUCUAUCAUGUUAGGACUCUGUAAGGUUCAACAAACGGUUCGUGCCAUCGAUUUCUUGGCAUCGAUGGUUGCCAGAGGCUGUAAACCGAACGAGGCUUCGUACAUGAUUCUUAUUGAAGGGUUGGCCUAUGAAGGUUUAGCCAAGGAGGCAUUGGAGUUGCUUGAUGAAUUGUGCUCUAGAGGAGUUAUGAAGAAGAGUUCUGCAGAGAGGGUAGUGAUCAAAAACUCUUUUUGAUGUGUUUUUUUACUGAUUUCAUCAUUAAAUCUACAAGGAUGUGGGAUUUUUUGUGAUCUUGGAGCCAAAUUAUGUGAUCUGGGUAGAAUCCAAAACCAAUUUUGUAAGAUAAAAUCCUCAGCUCGAGUCAGAUUUGAUAAAGCUAUCCUCCUUCGUUACUUUACAUUAUUAUACAUUGGAUUGCUUUCCAAUGGUGAUAGUUCCUCCAUUGAUGAACUCCAUGGAAACAGUUGCUGAAAUUUCCACAGUUCUUUCCAUUA
Molecule: messenger RNA, 2974 nt
Organism: Cucurbita pepo subsp. pepo (vegetable marrow)
Lineage: Eukaryota; Viridiplantae; Streptophyta; Magnoliopsida; Cucurbitales; Cucurbitaceae
Source: RefSeq, a predicted model, not a curated record